Magnusiomyces paraingens is the source of this 2076-nucleotide messenger RNA. RefSeq lists its product as uncharacterized. NCBI's taxonomy places the organism in Eukaryota, Fungi, Ascomycota, Dipodascomycetes, Dipodascales, Dipodascaceae. The transcript has a single exon. Gene Ontology annotation, cellular component: membrane. The coding region runs from base 1 to 2076 and encodes 691 amino acids. The record is from RefSeq and is a predicted model, not a curated record. Gene Ontology annotation, biological process: transmembrane transport; spermine transport; spermidine transport. Gene Ontology annotation, molecular function: spermidine transmembrane transporter activity; spermine transmembrane transporter activity.
AUGACUUCAAACUCUUUUGCACCUUUUCCAUUACCAUCAUCUCUACCUUUAAACCCUAAAGCAAGAGUCAAAUCAAUUCCAAGCUCAGAUCUUUCAAGAUACUCACAAUAUAUCCAGCCAGUCACCAUUUUAUCUCCUCUAUCAACUCCUACUACUCCUAAAAUAAGUCAUGUAUCUUCCCCAGAAAAUGACAAUAACAGAUCUUCUCAUAAAAUGAGAUCUUCCGUUAACCUACUCAAACCUCUCCCACGUCUUAACCAUCAAAGCCUGACACCAUGUCCCAAAACCCCAAAUCUAUCUCUACAACCUCCUUAUCGAAAUUCCUCUUAUAUUAAAUCAAAUUUCUCAAAAGCCGAACAAGAUGAUGUCUCAGAUAAGCCGUAUAGCAUGAAUCUUAAAAGCAUGUAUAAUUUAGAUUGCACAUCUAAAUUAGCUCUUUUCAACAAUUAUUCAACAAAUUCCCUCCACCAAGAAAAUCUUCCACCACUCCCCCCUCUAGACUGGGACUCACCUACAGACCCACAGAACCCCAAAAACUGGAGUAACUUCAAAAAAUGGUUUGUAACCAUAUUAACCAGCUAUCUUUGUCUGGUAGUGUCCUUUGGAUGCUCUCUUUAUGUCACUGCUAUUAUCAAAUUAAUGUUUCACUUUGGAGUCUCCCAAGAAAAAAUUUUACUGGGCAUGACACUUUAUCUUAUUGGGCUCUCUCUAGCCCCCGUCAUUGGUGCACCUUUAUCCGAACGCUUUGGACGCAAACUCAUUUACCUUUCCAUGGUCCCAUUAUCCAUGCUCUUUAUGGUGGGUUCCGCAAAAGCCCAUAAUAUGAAAACAGUCUUGGCUUGUCGGUUUUUUACGGGAUUAUUUGGUGCACCUGUUCUUGCCAUUGCCGCUGGAACUAUUGCAGAUCUUUGGGACUUGGAUAUGCUAGUCACAGCCAUGACUAUUUUCAGCAUUGCUCCUUUGGCAGGACCCAUUCUUGGUCCUAUUAUUGGAGGUUAUGCAUUACAAAACUUCAACACUAGUUGGAACAUGGUCUUUUACAUACAGCUUAUUUUUGCUGGUGUCGCAAUCCCCUUCCUCAUCAUUAUGCCAGAAACCUUCAAACCAGUUAUUUUAAAAAACAGAGAAAAAAAACGUGAAAAGGAAAAGAAACGAAUUUUAGAAAACAAAAAUGAAAAUAAUACCAUUGACACUUUUGACGGCCAAACAACAUGUGUUUCUCAAACUUGCAAAAUUUCGAGAAUCUUUCAUCAAACCCAAAAAUCUUUGAAAUACACAGUCUUUUUCCCCAUAAAACUCUUGUUUGUGGAACCUAUUAUUCUCAUCUCAUCUAUCUACACUUCUUUUGUAUUUUCCAUUCUUUUUGCCUUUUUAGAAUCCUACACCUACAUCUUUGUUGGCAAAUAUAAAUUCUCUCUGGGUCAAUGCGGGUUAGCUUUCCUGGGUAUUGCUGUUGGUCUCAUCAUUGCUGGCAUUUUUUUUAUUCUUGCAGACAGAUUUUAUCUUCAAAAACUCUUCAAGAAGCAGAAACAAGAAAAAUUGGCCACCAUGAGCUCACAAGAAAAAAUUAACCAAUACAGUGCCUCCAGUGUUCCUGGAAUACCUGAAUUCGACAUUCCAAUCUCCCCAGAACAAGUAUUAGUAAUUUGCAAAAUAGGAUCCAUACUUCUCCCAAUCUCUCUCUUCUGGCAAGGCUGGACUGCUCAAUACAAGCUUCACUGGUUGGUACCAUUAGCUGCCGGUAUUCCUUUUGGUAUAAGUUUAAUUUUUAUUUUUUUCAGUCUCAUUGUGUACAUUGAGUUUAUUUAUAACAAUGAUGCUGAGAUGCUGGCAUCAGUGUUUGCAGCUAAUAACAUUUUCCGCUAUCUGGUUGCCUCAGGGUUCCCUCUAUUUACUAUUCGAAUGUACAAAGCGCUUGGUAUUGCCUGGAGUUCUACGAUUUUCGGCGGCAUUGCUUUCAUUCUUGUUCCGGUUCCUUGGCUUUUUGAAUAUUUUGGACCCUGGCUGCGAUCAAAGUCUAAAUAUGCCAAACAAAAAAGAUCAAAAAGAACAAUUCCAACAAGAAACUUUAAAUAA